This is a messenger RNA of Coffea arabica (coffee), 1734 nucleotides long. Its product is annotated as heme A synthase COX15-like. The record is from RefSeq and is a predicted model, not a curated record. Lineage: Eukaryota; Viridiplantae; Streptophyta; Magnoliopsida; Gentianales; Rubiaceae. Gene Ontology annotation, molecular function: oxidoreductase activity, acting on NAD(P)H, heme protein as acceptor. Gene Ontology annotation, biological process: heme A biosynthetic process. Gene Ontology annotation, cellular component: mitochondrial inner membrane.
ACACCAAACUCCCUAAAACCCCAUUAGAUUCAAAUCCUCUGAACAGAACGAAGUGAGAAAAAGAAAUAUAAUCUAACAGGGUGGAGAAAACAUGAUGGAGAGCAGACUUAUCUCAGUUUUCAGAAAAACUAAAAACAUAGUUAAUCAAAUUUCCUCAAAUUCAAGAUUAUCAACAUCAGGGGUUUGCAUUUCCAAUGAGCCCUCCUUGCUGAUCCACUCAAAAACUUACUCUUCUUUUUCUUCUAAUCUUAUUCCUGCAAGCCAAACCAGCAUUAUCAGAAGCUUGAGUAACUUGGGAUUCAAAGCAUUUCGUCGUCAUUAUCCUAAUCAUAAGGGUUUCUGCAGACCAUCCUUUAGGAAUUUAUCCACUGCAGCAGCUGCGUCUACAAAAAAGAAGGAUGGUUUGAGGCUUCUUGUAACUGCUGGGCCUCGUGCCCAGAAGUUGGUUGGGAUAUGGCUUUUUGGAUCUGCUGCUUGGGUCUUCAGUAUGGUGGUGCUUGGCGGUAUGACACGAUUAACCAGAUCGGGGCUUUCAAUGACUGACUGGAAAUUCACUGGGAGGCUUCCUCCUCUAACAGAUGAAGAUUGGCUAGUUGAAUUUGAGAAAUAUAAACAGUCACCUGAAUAUAAACGUGUAAACAAAGGGAUGAGUAUUGAUGAUUUCAAAUUCAUUUAUUGGAUGGAGUAUGCACAUCGAAUGUGGGGAAGAGCAUUGGGUAUCAUGUUUGCUCUGCCAUUCUCUUACUUUCUUCGCAAGGGUUAUAUUACUCUACAACUUGGACUUAGAUUAUCUGGGUUAUUUGCUCUUGGUGCCGGGCAGGGACUAAUAGGUUGGUGGAUGGUUAAAAGUGGUUUAGAGGACCCUGCAUCGGAAUAUGCUCAACCAAGAGUCAGCCCUUACCGCCUAGCGGCCCAUCUUACUUCAGCAUUUGUAAUUUACAGUGGGCUCUUCUGGACUGCUCUUUCAGUUGUUAUGCCUGAACCUCCUGCUGAGUCAGUAGCUUGGGUUAAGGGUGCUGCAAAAGUUAAGCGACUUGCCUUCCCUGUGAGCAUCCUUGUCGGAAUCACUGCUGUCUCAGGAGCAUUUGUUGCAGGAAAUGAUGCUGGUCGUGCCUUUAACACUUUUCCAAAGAUGGGUGAUACAUGGGUUCCAGAAGAUAUUUUCAAUAUGAAGCCUCUUCUGCGGAACUUCUUUGAGAAUACAUCAACUGUGCAGGAAUCUACUUAUGAAAUGAAAUGAUGUGGACACUGACACGAGAAAAGGUUGGACAUUUGAUGUUACAUUUAUUUUCUUUUUCUUUUUCUUCUAGCAAAAUUUAGCACAUUGAAGAGAUGGUUCUCAGAUAAUGUUGACCUUCUCCUUUGGGAUCAUCAGGACAGAAAUAGAAGUGUGAAUCAAGUACUCAACCUGGUACAUUGACAUUGAUAAUGACUGUAGAUGGAAGAUACAAAGUCGGAUUUACUGUGGUCAAGAUGCUAUGAGAAAACUUUCAGGGAAUGUAGGUUUAAAAAUCUCGAAGUUUUAUGGCCUGGCUGCAUAAGCAUUUACUGUGUGUGAUAUUUGUCUCAAUUCACUGUAUGACAAACUUGGCUCUCUAAUGCUUAUGUUCUUGAAAGAUGGAAAGCAACUAACUUUAGUUCUCUGACCAGAUGCAAAUAUGAAAUCUCAUCUCUGUUAGAAUCCAUAUUUUGUGCUGGUAUGCAAAAUUUUCUAAUAACAAGACUCGAUUUCUU